This is a messenger RNA of Dreissena polymorpha, 3198 nucleotides long. RefSeq lists its product as uncharacterized. NCBI's taxonomy places the organism in Eukaryota, Metazoa, Mollusca, Bivalvia, Myida, Dreissenidae. The coding region runs from base 318 to 2696 and encodes 792 amino acids. The record is from RefSeq and is a predicted model, not a curated record. The transcript is spliced from 5 exons.
CUAUCGUGUUAAUGUGUUUCAUCAACUGUAACCUUGGAUUGGAAAUGAUAUUGACGUCAACAAAAGCUCAUAUAUUCCAAUAUUUGCUCCAAAGCGGAUAGGAGAGGCGUCACGAUCAGGACUAUCUGAAACAACUAUCGGCAUUUAGGUCCGAACAGGACCAUUGUGUUUGAAAGGACAUUGAAUCUCACUGGUCGGCUAAGUUGGCUGAGAUAGCCUGAUGGUGUUGUAAGCUAUAUCCGGCUAUAUUGGGUUUUACUCCGUAGUUCUGCGCAAGAAUGCGUGACCAUUCGGAUACAUAAAGAACAGGCUCGAGAAUGCACGAGGAAGAGGUGAUGAAUUCGGAGACUGGUAUGAAUACACGUGAUGAGGUUGUGAGCAAAUCACAGACCAAUGCUGAUAGUAUCGUUGACAGUUUGCCUUGUGAAGAUGGCCAUGACGACUUACCGCAUACCAAUCCUAACAGGAAUGUACCUUCAACGUCGUCCCAGUCGAAAACACUGUUCAGGAAUAUAGUCCAAAAGCAUUUUGUAAAGAGCCGCCUUUACUAUCUCGUGGGGGACUUCCUGUCAUCCGUAGAAGAUGAAAAACAAGCAAGUCUAGAUCUUCUAGACACCUUUCAAAAAGCGCGAAAAUCAACUCGUGACGUUAUCGAAGCGACUGUUGACGUAAAGGAGGCGCGACGGAAACUUAAACGUCGACGGAAGGCUUCAAACAUUUCUCUAGCAGACAGGAUUUCUCUGGCACGUAGAAAGUCAAUAUCCAUCGAGAAAUUGUCUCAAGAUGAUGAACAAUGUGUAGAGAAUGAUGUUGUGGUGGGUAUUCUAGACCUAACUCUAAAUGAGAAACAAUAUCCGGAUGAAGCCAACAAAUCCGACGAUUCUGAUCAAGCCCAUGAAAAACAACCUAAGAAACUAUCUAAAAGAGGUCGAAAAUACAUUUAUUCGGAAACGAAUGAGGUAACUAUACGACCUCACUCUGUCAACAAUUUUAAUGAACACAAAGACGAAAUAAAUCAAGGAACAAAAAGACGCAGAUCGAAAAGCUUACCAGCUGGUACGCAUGAAAAAAUCUGCGCCAUAUUGCAGAGAGAUGUCGAUGAAAAGAAAUAUGAAAUUGAAAAGCUAGUUCUGAAUUCUAUACUCAGACUAGCGGACGACAAGAUGGAGUCGAUAAGUAUGUCAAGUCGGCACGGUGGCCUAAUCAAUGAAGAAAGUGACACAUUAAACGAAAAUCACGUCGAUUGUUACAAAACUGUUUUCGAUACAAGUGAGGGCAUUAACAAAAUGGCAACUGUAGAGAUUCUGACCUCGUCAUCUGAUAGUGAGGAAAGUGGUGAUGAUAUCUCUGUCGUCGGAUACGACGAGAGGCGUUUUUCUGAUUCCUCGGAUUCCUCGGAUAAAAGUGACCGCAGUGCUAAAGAAGACUACGAAAAACAUGUACGCGAAAUGCAAGAUCAUACAACGUGCAUUGUAGUAGAAGAUGAUGAACACGAAGUCGAUGAUGGUGCAGAUAAUACUAAUGAUAGUUAUAGCGAUGACGAAGAUUUUGAAUUUAAGCAACUUAACGACCCCAAGGUGUAUAUAUCGACAUCAGAAUAUCGCAACAGUAAACCUGUGUUGAUGCUUAAGCCCACACUUGAUGCAAUUGCAGAAACCUCUCACGAAUCUUUCAAUACGUUGUCACAUUCUGACGGGCGACACAGCCAGACUAACAAUGAUAUUGAGUUCGUCGCAAGUAGAAAAGUAAACAAAAGAACGCUUUCAAACACCGGUCAUGAAGGUAAGCGGUUUUUGUCUACUAAUACAGAAACAAACACAAGGAGAGUGAAUGUUACCAAACCAAACACAACGACUAAAUCUAACAGACGCCCGUAUGACUCUGUACGUGAUAGAAACACUAAUCGUGUGGAACAUAAAACUAAACAUUUAAUGAAUAAUUAUGUUACACAAAAUACGGGUCGCAUAAAAACUCCAGACAAGAAGAAAUGUAUUUCAAUAGAUUUGCUGGGAUUUUAUGAGGAAACUAAGGAGUUACAUACAGUUAAUUCUAAACGCCGACACAAGCAGAUAAGUACAGCAGUGAGUACUCAAAACGAGCAAAUUGUAAAAGAAGACGUUAAAACACAAACUAUGGCCAAACGGUCACCAAAACGGAAAAGAAAACUUACAAGGGCAAGAAAAUACGACAUGACACCGCUGCCGCCAAAAACGAAACCAGUACCGCUACCGGAUUUGGAAACAAUAUACUUAUUGAACAGAAGCAAAACUGAGCUCACUUCCUCUAGAAGUAGCACGUCCUCUCACGAGACGAUGGAGUCCUUCAAACUUUUGAAAGAGAGAGCUACGGAUAACAGGUACAGGCGCCCGGACUUCGUGCUUUGGACGCAGCUCGAUCUAAGAAAGGAUUUCCAUAGCGAGUCGCAUGCAAACGGUCGAUUAGGGGUCUCGAUGGAAAAAGGGAACGAUAGGACGUCGCUCGUGGGUUACCACGUGGGAAGAUUGCCCCUUAAGGAGGCUAUCAAGGGAGUGAAGAGUACCUCUCAUGUGCCAGAGUUCAGAGAGGUGCCGGAUCGGACCCCCAGAUCAUCGCGAGUAGAACAGAUCUACGUGGAUCUACAGCGGGAGCGGCGGGUGACUGGCGGAGGCGAGUACCGGAAGUUGACCGCAUCAGCCAGAGAGGAUAGCUGGUUCUAAUCAAUCGGAUCAAUCUUUUUCUUGCCGAGUAACAACUCAAAUAACUAUAAUUAUCUGUGAUCAACUUGGUGAGUUUUUGUACUAAUAAAAACGUUUAAGUGUGUUACGGUAGUACCGUGGUAAUGAAAACGACAAAUGCAAACGAACGGGAGCAAUUAAACGCAAUCUAUACGGUUUUAUAGAAAGCUUAUCUACUUUCUCUGCUAAUUGUGAAAUGGUGAAAUCUGCUUUUAUUACUUGUUUAAUUUUGUUCAAUUGUUGUUGCAAUAUGUUAGUAAUUUCAUCAAAUCGCUUUUAAGUGUAACCUUUUGUUUUAGUUGUAAUCAGUAUGUGAACACGUGCAUGAUCUAGAAUGUAAAUAGUCUUUAAGAAUAUUUUUUGGGAAAGCACAAUUUCUGUGUGCACCAAACACAUGAUGGUGAUUAAUUUGCACUGAUUAUUUGCUUAAGUGUAUGUUUAAUUUAAAGUGAUUUGUUCAAUAAAUUCGAUACUUUACGUUAAA